Molecule: messenger RNA, 888 nt
Organism: Suncus etruscus (white-toothed pygmy shrew)
Lineage: Eukaryota; Metazoa; Chordata; Mammalia; Eulipotyphla; Soricidae
Gene: ASB17
Product: ankyrin repeat and SOCS box containing 17
Exons: 3
Coding region: 1-888 (295 amino acids)
Source: RefSeq, a predicted model, not a curated record
AUGAGUAAAUCUUCUAAAUUAUGUUGUAAGACUUCUUGUCCAACAGGCAAUAUAUUCUGUAGUCUCAUUGACAAAUUUGUUAAAAAACCAUCAGUGCAGCUUUUAUGUCAGUGGGGAUAUCAUUGUUAUGAACCUAGGAUUUACAGAACGCUAGCAAAAAUUCUAAGAUAUGUCGACUUGGAAGGAUUUGACAUACUACUCUCAGAUUAUAUUGCAUUUGUGGAAAAAUCAGGACACUGUUUUGAACCAAAUUUUAAUCUUGAAUUUAAUGAAAUAUGUGUGAAUACAAUUCUCUACUGGAUUUUUGCCAGAAAAGGUAAUCCUGACUUUGUUGAAUUGCUUCUCAAGAAGACAAAAGACUAUGUGCAAGACAGAAGUUAUAACUUGGCACUGAUAUGGAGAACUUUCACACCAGUAUACUGUCCAACUCCACUAAGUGGAAUUACACCUCUGCUUUAUGUGGCUCAGACUAGACAAUCCAAUAUAUUAAAAAUACUCCUACAAUAUGGAAUCUUAGAAAGAGAAAAAAACCCUACCAACAUCGUGUUAACAAUACUGCUCUACCCUUCAAGAGUAAGAAUAAUGGUUGAUCAUGAAUUGGUAGACAUUCAAGAAGAUGCCAAAACUUGUUUAACAUUGUGUUCCAGAGUACUUUCUGUCAUGUCAGUCCGGGAAAUAGAGACACAGCUAAGUUUAGGAAGACAUCCAAUUAUUUCCAAUUGGCUGGACUACAUUCCUUCAACGAGAUAUAAAGAUCCAUGUGAACUAUUACAUAUUUGCAGAAUGACCAUCAGGGCUCAACUAUUGACCAACAAUAUGCUCCCAAAUGGCAUAUUUUCACUUCUUAUUCCUACUUGUCUUCAGAACUACCUAAAUUUAGAAAAUUAG